AUGGCCUCAGCAGAGCGCAUUGCUUAUCAAUCCUGGCAGAAGUUAGCAACAGCUGAAGUGACUUUCCUUCACCAAAAGUCAGGUCUUAAGUGGAUAACUGAUGGUGACGAAAACACUGGGUAUUUUCACAAGAGUGUAGUGAUGAGAAAUGCUUUCACUGGGAUUAAGAGGCUUAGACUUGAAGACGGAUCGACAACCACUGAUAAACUGGUAAUCAAGAAUGCAUGUGUCGAUUUCUACACAUCAUUGUUUGGCACCUCAAACCCCACCCCUUGCCUUCAGGCCUGUAUCGAAUCCAUCCACCCAUUCCGUUGUACUGAGGCGCAGCGAGAGUGUCUGGAAAGACCCUUCACCCCUGCAGAAAUUAAAGCUGAGUUUUUUGCUCUUCCAAGAGACAAAAUUCCUGGCCCUGAUGGAUACACAGGUGAAUUUUUUAGACAUUGUUGGGGGAUUGUAGGGGAGGAGGUCACUGCUGCAGUUCUAAAUUUUUUCACUCAUGGAAAGAUGGAGCCAAGCUGGAACUCUACAGCAGUCUCCAUGAUAGCCAAGGUGAGUAAUGCAGAAACAGUUGGAGAUUAUAGGCCUAUUUCUUGCCUUAACUCGGUUUACAAAGUAAUCUCUAAAUUACUUGCACGACGGCUGCAGAUCCUCUUACCAGACAUGAUACAAGAAAACCAGACAGCUUUCAUUAAGGAUAGACAGAUAGUGGAGAAUGUCCUGCUUGCUUCAGAGCUUGUCCAAGGGUAUAACAGUGUCGGGACCUCUAAGCGUGGAAUGUUGAAAAUUGAUCUACGUAAAGCUUUUGAUUCCAUCGAGUGGAGCUUUAUCUUAGAUAUCCUGAUCGCAACAAACUUCCCAAGCAAAUACAUACUCUGGAUUAGCCAAUGCAUCAAGACUACAAGAUUCUCUAUCUCUGUAAAUAGCGAGUUAUGUGGGUAUUUUAAAGGAAAGAAAGGUCUCAGACAGGGAGACCCCUUAUCACCUUACCUCUUCGUGCUUGGAAUGGACAUUUUCUCGAGACUCCUAGAUUUGAGGUUCCUAUCAGGCCAGAUCGGUUUCCACCCUAAGGCAACCAAUCCCAAUGUCACGCACCUAAUCUUUGCUGACGAUGUGAUGCUCUUCUUCGAUGGGGAGAGAAAUUCGUUGCAAGCCAUUGUGAAUCUUCUAGCCUACUUUACCAACAUCUCUGGACUUGUAAUGAACCGAAGCAAAACAGAGCUGUUUCUAGCUGGUACUUCCGCGGCUGAUCAGACCUUGCUAAGCACUAUGUUUGGAUUCUCCCUGGCUUUUAUACUUCCAGUUAAGUGCAUUAAGGACAUUGAAAAGCUUUGUAGAAAGUUUCUCUGGUCAGGAGCUUCUGACAUCCCCAAACAGGCCAAAGUCAGCUGGAGGAAAGUUUGCUCUCCAAAAGAAGAGGGUGGUCUCGGUCUAAAGGAUCUUAGAGUAUGGAAUAAGAUUUUUGGUCUCAAGUUGAUCUGGAAAUUAUUCACUGCCUCAGGAUCCUUGUGGGUUGCUUGGUGCAAAAAUCAUAAGCUGAGAAGGAAAUGCUUCUGGAGACUUCCAUCUUCGAGCCAAGGUUCUUCUAUGUGGAAGCAAUUGCUCAAACUAAGAUACCUAGCCAAAACAUUCCUCUCUUGCAAAAUCGGUGAUGGUAGAUCCUGCUCCUUCUGGUAUGAUAAAUGGACUCCGUUUGGUGAUUUGUUUACAUUCCUGGGGCCAAGAGAACACCUAAGACUUGGUCUCCCACUAGACUCUACUAUGGCCAAUGCUCGUACCAUAGAUGGAUGGAUCUUUAGAGGGGCUCGGAACCUCAACGAGGAACUACUCUUCUCCCAUCUCGUUGAAUCUGAUUUCAAUACGGAUGCCAAGGACACUUACCUCUGGGCUUCACCGAAUGGGGACCCUCAAGAUAGGUUUACCUUCACCGAAACUUGGAAUCUAAUCAGGCCACAUGCGCAAGAGGUUAACUGGCACAAACAAGUAUGGUUCACAGGUUCUAUCCCCAAACACUCUUUCAUAAUGUGGUUAUGUUGCCUUGAUAGAUUGCCAACUUUGUCGAGGUUAAGGAAUUGGGGUUUAGUAGAAGAUGAUACUUGCCACCUCUGCGAGAUUUACUUUGAAACAAGAGACCAUCUUUUUUUGAGAUGUCCAUAUAGCUAUGAUCUAUGGAGAUGGUGCCUCGCCAGGCUUCAGUUCCACUACACAGGGUUCAACACUUGGGAUCGUUUUCUGCUCUGGUUAAAGUCUCCUACUAGCGAAGCUCAGAUGGGUCCUCUAAAGCUUAUCGCAGCCCAUGCAGUGAUCUACGCAAUAUGGCAUGAACGAAACGCCAGCAUCUUCACGGGUAUGCGCACCCCUGUGGAAGGGCUUUUUCACCAGCUUGACCGCUGUAUACGAAACACCUGCUUAUAG
Molecule: messenger RNA, 2412 nt
Organism: Camelina sativa (false flax)
Lineage: Eukaryota; Viridiplantae; Streptophyta; Magnoliopsida; Brassicales; Brassicaceae
Source: RefSeq, a predicted model, not a curated record